Molecule: messenger RNA, 5256 nt
Organism: Strigops habroptila (Kakapo)
Lineage: Eukaryota; Metazoa; Chordata; Aves; Psittaciformes; Psittacidae
Product: FRAS1-related extracellular matrix protein 2-like
Exons: 2
Coding region: 1-5256 (1751 amino acids)
Source: RefSeq, a predicted model, not a curated record
AUGCAGGCUCUCCCCGCCGCGCUGCGGUGGCUGCUGGCCGGCUUGCUGCUGCUGACCGGCUGCGUCUGGGUCGCGUCGUCGGAGCCGCCGCCAGGCAGCGCCGUAGUCGCCUUGCCCUGGGCGCUGGAGGCGGCCCCUGUCGUGGUGGCGAACCGCGGACUGCGGGUGCCCCUCGGCCGCUCCGCCUGGUUGGACCCCACGCGGGACCUGGUGCUGCAGGUGCAGCCAGGUGACCGGUGCUACCUCACCGUGCUGGACGAAGACCCGCUGUGGCAGCGCCCGGGCCGGCUGAGCCCCCGGCGCUUCCCCUGCGACUUCGGGGCCCGUGAGGUGCAAUACUCCCACCUGGGCGGCCGCAGCCCUGCGCGGGACCGCGUCCGCCUGCAGCUGCGCUACGACUCGCCGAGCCGCGCCCUGGUGCUGCCCCUGGUGCUGGAGGUGGAGGUGCUCUUCACCCAGCUGGAGAUCGUCACCCGCAACCUGCCCCUCACUGUGGAGCGCCUGCGGGGCACCAGCAACCCGCUGGACGCUCGCAGCCUGGAGUUCGCCUUCGAGCCGGGCCGGCAGCGCUGCCGGGUGGGCCUGCUGCCGCCGCUGGCCGGGCUGCCCCGCUACGGAGAGAUCCUCAACUAUCCCGCGGCGGCGGCUCCGGCGGCUGCGGCCGCCGCGGGUGGGGAGGCAGCGGCGGGCGGCCCGGUGCCCGCCUCGAUGUGGGACUGUGAGGAGUUCCUGCGCCUGGGGCUGCGCUACCGGCACACGGCCACCGGCGGCUCCCCCAACCGUGACCUGGUGCCGCUGGUGGCAGAGCUGCGGGAGGCGGCAGGCGGUGGGGCACUGCUGAAGCGUGAGUACUUCCAGGUGCUGGUGCGGAUCCGGGCCGGGACUGAGAAUGCGGCCCCCAAACCCAGCUUCUUUGCCAUGCUCAUGAUGGAGGUUGACCAGUUUGUCCUCACCGCGCUCACACCCGACAUGCUGGCAGCUGAGGAUACCGAGUCAUCACCAGACCUGCUGCUCUUCAACAUCACCUCUCCCUUUAGCCCUGGCCAGGGCCACAUGGUCAGCACAGAUGACCGGAGCUUGCCAGUUUCUUCUUUCAGCCAACGGGAUGUAAGGGAGCUGCGCAUUGCCUACCAGCCCCCCAUGGAGGACUCAGAUCAGGAGCGGCUCUUUGAGCUUGAGCUGGAGGUGUUGGACCCAGAGGGUGCUGCCUCAGAGCCCUUCACCUUUGUGAUUGUGGUGAAGCCCAUGAACACCCUGGCACCUGUGGUGACCCGUAACACUGGCCUUGUGCUCUAUGAGGGGCAGUCACGGCCUCUCUCAGGCCCUGGUCCCAACCCCAACUUGGUGAUCAGUGAUGAGGAUGACCUUGAGCAGGUGCAGGUGAGCGUGGUGGCAGGGCUAAGGCAUGGCCACCUCACUCUCCUCGAGGACACCGCAGCACCUGCUGCCCCUCGUAAGCAUUUCACAGUGGCUGAGCUGGCAGCAGGCCGGGUCAUUUACCAGCACGAUGGCAGCGAGUCUCCACUCAGUGACAACCUGGUGCUGCGGCUGGAAGAUGGUGGCUCUCGCCAUCGUGUUGAGUUCCUUUUCCCAAUUACCGUCAUGCCCACUGAUGACGAGCCACCCCUACUCAAUGCUAACACAGGCCUGGCCAUGGCUGAGGGUGAAACAGUGCCCAUCACCACCCGUGCUCUUAGUGCCACUGACAUUGACUCUCAGGAUGCCAUCCUGCUCUUCACAGUGGAGUCUGGCCCCACUGCAGGGCAGCUCCUCCUCCGUCAAGCACAACCACCUCCUGGCUGGGAAGAGGAGGAAGAAGAUGAGGGAUUUUCUUGGAGGAGGGUGCCAGGUUUAGCAGGGAGCUCUGUAAUCUAUGAAAAGCCAGUGAGAGAGUGGUUGCAGCAGGAUAUUGUUGAAGGGCGUCUCUAUUAUCACCACUUUGGGCCUCACAGCCCUGGCCCUGGGGUUGUGUUGGACCAGUUCGUCUUUAGAGUCCAGGAUGACAAUGACCCACCCAACCGCUCUGGACCACAAACUUUUGUGAUCCGGGUUCAUCCCAUAGACAGAUUAGCCCCUGAACUGCAUAGCAGCAGCAGCCUGCACUUAAUAGUUGCAGAGCAGCAGGUGACCCCGCUGCGGAGGAAGCACUUGUGUUACACAGAUCAGGAUUCAGGGGAUCGUGAAAUCCACUACACAAUAACUCAGCCCCCCACUGACACUAACCAUCCUCCAGAUGUAUAUGGAGCCCGCCUUGGAUCCCUUGUGCUGACCGAGGAUCACACUGUGGAAGUUACCCACUUCACCCAAGCCCAGAUCAAUCAUCACAAGAUCUCGUACCGUCCCCCACAGGAAGAACUGGGGGUGGCUCCUCAUUUGAUUCAGUUUCAAUAUCGAGUGCAAGAUGCAGCUGGCAAUGCAGCUGAAGGGACUUUCACCAUCUAUCUGCGGCCUGUGGAUAACCAGCCUCCUGAAAUCACUAAUACUGGCUUCACUUUGCCUGAGGGAGGCAGCCAUGUCCUUAGUCCCACUGAGCUGGAUGCCAGUGACACGGACACUGAACUUGCCCAUCUCAGAUUUAUCCUGACCCAGGCUCCUCGUUAUGGCCAGUUGCAACUUUCUGGAUACAGUUUGAUUCCGGGAGGUGUCUUUGGUCUGGAUGAUAUCAGACAAGGGAGGGUGGUGUAUGUGCACAGUGGAGCUGAGACCAACAGUGAUACCUGCAGGCUUGAUGUGAGUGAUGGGGUUCAUUUUGUGCCCAUCACAUUGAAAAUGAACGUACACCCAGUUGAUGAUGAGGUUCCUACACUACGGUUGCCCCCAGGCACUGUUGGUUCCUACCUGGAUGUGCUGGAGAAUGGUGCUGCAGAAAUCACUGCUAAUGUCAUUCAGGGCACAGAUGAGGAUACAGAUGACUUAAUGUUGACUUUCAUUGUAGAGGAUCCUCCUCAGCAUGGGAACAUCCUGGUCCAAGGGGUGCCUGCAGAGAGAUUUUCCCAGAGAGAUCUGCUGGAUGGUGGUGUGGUAUAUGUUCACACUGGUGGUGAAAUAGGCCUUCUGCCCAAAUUAGAUACCUUCAAUCUUACCUUGUCUGACCUGUCUGAGGAGUGGAAUGUCAGGGGCAAUGUUGUUCAAGGAGUUUCAGUCUUGGUGACCAUUCUUCCUGUUGACAGUCAAGCCCCAGAGAUUUUUGUGGGGGAGCAGUUCAUGGUAAUGGAAGGUGGAAAACAGGUCAUUACUCCUGCUCACCUCAGGGCUGAAGAUGUGGAUACUCCUAAUGAUGAUAUACUUUGCACCAUUGUUGCUCAGCCCACAUCUGGGUAUGUAGAGAACAUAUCUCCAGCCCCAGGAUCUGAAAAAUCCAGAGCAGGUGUAGCUAUAAGUGCUUUUACCUUGAAAGACCUCCGUCAAGGGCAUAUUUUUUAUGUCCAAAGUAUACAUAAGGGUGUUGAGCCUGUUGAAGACAGAUUUGCUUUCCGCUGUUCUGAUGGCAUUAACUUUUCCCCAAAGCAUUUUUUCCCCAUUGUUAUUAUGCCAAUCAAUGAUGAAGAGCCUGAAAUCUUUGUGCGAGAGUUUGUUGUGAUGGAAGGCAUGAGCCUGGUUGUCGAUACCCCUAUUCUCAAUGCAGCUGAUGCAGACAUCCCUGCUGAUGAAUUAAUGUUCACAGUCACCAGGCUUCCCAGGCAUGGCCACAUUGUGAACCAGCUGGUGAACGGAACUGUCCUAGUGGAGAGCUUCACCUUGGAUCAGAUAACAGAGAGCUCCAACAUACUGUAUGAACAUGAUGACUCUGAGACAAAGGAGGACAGUUUUGAGGUAACACUCACAGAUGGUAAACAUACCAUUAGGAAAACAGUAUUCAUCAUGGUUAUUCCUGUAGAUGAUGAGACACCCAGAAUGGCCAUCAAUGAUGGUUUGGAGAUUGAAAUAGGGGAAACUAGAACUAUUCAUAACAGAAUAUUGAAGGCUACUGACCUGGAUUCUGAAGACAAAACCUUGACAUACAUUAUAAGAUAUGGGCCAGGACAAGGCCUCCUGCAGAGAAUCAAGCCUUCAGGUGGAGUUGAGAAUAUCACCCUCGGGAUGAACUUCACCCAAGAUGAAGUGGAUAGAAACUUAAUUCAGUAUAUGCAUUUUGGCCAAGGGGGAGUUCGUGAUCUUAUCAAGUUUGAUGUGACAGAUGGAAUAAAUCCACUCAUUGACCGCUACUUUUAUGUCACAAUAGGUAGCAUUGAUGUUGUCUUCCCAGAUGUAAUCAGCAAAGGAGUUUCUUUGAAGGAAGGAGGGAAGGUAACUCUAACUACUGAUUUGCUUAGCACCAGUGACCUGAAUAGUCCAGAUGAGAACUUAGUUUUCACUAUUACCAGAGCACCUGUUCGUGGUCAUCUUGAAUGCACAGAUCAGCCUGGGGUACCCAUCUCCACUUUUACUCAACUCCUAUUAGCAGGCAAUAAAGUCUAUUACAUCCACACUUCAGAAGAUGAGGUGAAAAUGGACAGCUUUGAGUUUGAGGUGACUGAUGGCUAUAAUCCUGUGUUUCGUACUUUCAGGAUUUCUAUCAGCGAUGUGGACAAUAAGAAACCUGUCGUCACAAUCCACAGCCUGGUGGUGAGUGAAAAUGAAUGCAAACUGAUAACCCCAUUUGAACUGACUGCAGAAGACAGAGAUACACCUGAUGCAUUGCUAAAAUUUAUCAUCACUCAAAUACCAGUUCAUGGUCAGAUCAUGUUCAAUAACUCCAAACCGGUCACCAUCUUCACUAAACAAGAUCUAAACGAAAAUCUAAUCAGCUACAAACAUGAUGGCACAGAAUCAGUUGAGGAUAGCUUCUCUUUCACUGUUACAGAUGGCACUCAUACUGAUUUCUACGUCUUCCCCAAUACCGUGUUUGAAACAAGGAAACCUCAGACUAUGAAGAUUCGAAUAAUGGCUGUGGACAACAGUGUACCUCAAAUUGUAAUAAAUAAGGGUGCUCAGACUCUCCGUAUUCUGGCCACAGGUCACAUCGGGUUUCUGAUUACCAACAAGGUGCUCAAAGUGGAAGACAGGGACAGUUUACAUGUUACUCUUAAGAUCAGAAUCACAGAGGGUCCACGCCACGGCUUCCUGAUCCAUCUGGGGAAAGGCAACCAUAGCAUCAGUCAGUUCACCCAAGCUGAUAUUGAUGACAUGAAGAUAUGCUAUGUUUUACGAGGGGGUGACAAUGCCACCAGUGACAUUUUUCAUUUCAUGGUUGAAGAUGGUGGUGAGUAUUCAUAA